This is a messenger RNA of Ilex paraguariensis (yerba mate), 2317 nucleotides long. The record is from the annotation of a GenBank genome assembly. NCBI's taxonomy places the organism in Eukaryota, Viridiplantae, Streptophyta, Magnoliopsida, Aquifoliales, Aquifoliaceae.
AUGGCUUCCCUUCCCAUUGUCACCACACCAAAGCUACAUGUCCCUCAGCCUAAACCCAUAGGAUCUUCAAAAUUCACCCAAACCAAUCUCAUAAAACUUCAAGAAAGUGAUAAAAGCCACCAAACACUAUUCAGUUCUUACUUCAAACACAUUUCUUCUUUGUGCAAAGAUGGCCAAAUUCAAGAAGCUGUGGACCAUCUCUCUGACAUGGAGUACGAAAAUCUCCCCAUUGGACCUCAAUUCUACGGUGAACUACUUCAGGGCUGUGUAUACGAGCGAAACCUCUUAUUGGGUCAGCAAUUUCAUGCAAAAAUAAUAAAAAAUGGGGAAUGCAUUGCCAAAAAUGAGUAUAUUGAGACAAAACUGGUGAUUUUCUAUGCAAAAUGCGAUGUCUUCGAUGUGGCAAUCCAUUUGUUUCGCAGACUCAGGACACAGAAUGCGUUUUCUUGGGCUGCCAUUACUGGACUGUAUAGUAGAAUGGAUCUCUGUGAAGAGGCUUUGUUGGGUUUCUGUGAAAUGAUAGAAAAUGGAGUUUUGGCUGAUAAUUUUGUUGUGCCAAAUGUGUUGAAAGCUUGUGGUUCUUUACAGUACCUUGGUUUUGGCAAAGGAGUCCAUGGGUAUGUGGUGAAAUUGGGUUUUGAAGAUUGUGAUUUUGUUGCAAGUAGUCUUGUGGAUAUGUAUGGAAAAUGUGGAGUCCUGCGUGAUGCUAGGGAGGUGUUUGAUAAUAUGGUUGACAGAAAUGUGGUUGCUUGGAAUUCAAUGAUCGCUAGUCAUGUGAAAAAUGGGAUGAAUGAGGACGCGAUCACUGUCUUUUAUCAUAUGAGAAUGGAAGGAAUCGAACCGAGUCAUGUCACGCUGGUGAGUUUACUUUCGGCUGCAGCCAAUUUGCGUGCUGUUAAAGACGGUAAGCAAGGUCAUGCACUUUCUAUUGUGAUUGGGUUAAACUUAAAUGACAUUUUGGGUAGUGCCAUUAUAAAUUUUUAUUCAAAGGUUGGUUUGGUUCAGGAUGCUGAGCUAGUCUUUAGUAGGAUGGUUGAUAAAGAUGUGGUGACAUGGAAUUUAUUAAUAUCCUGUUAUAUGCAACAUGGUCAGAUUGAGAAUGCACUCAAUUUGUGCCGUCUUAUGAGAUUAGAAGGCUUUAGGUUUGAUUCCGUUACUCUUGCGUCGAUAGUAUCUGCUUCAGCUGAUACAAGUGAUAUACAACUUGGCAAAAAGGGACACUGUUAUUGUAUCAGAAACAAUCUUGAAACUGAUGUAGUUGUUGCGAGUACCAUAGUGGAUAUGUAUGCCAACUGCGGAAGAAUUGCUGAUGCUAGACUAGUUUUUGACUCCACAAUGCAUAAAGAUCUUGUGUUGUGGAAUACACUUUUGGGAUCUUACGCAGAAUUGGGUCUGAGUGGUGAGACUUUGAAAUUGUUCUAUCAGAUGCAGUUAGAGGGCGUGCCGCCAAAUGUGAUAUCAUGGAAUUCUGUGAUUCUAGGAUUUUUGAGAAAUGGCCAGGUCGAUGAAGCCAUAGAUAUGCUCUCACAAAUGCAAUACCUUGGUGUCGAGCCUAACCUAAUCACUUAUACUACUCUUGUCACUGGUCUGGCUCAAAAUGGAUUUGGCAGUGAGGCAAUCAUGCUAUUUCAGCAAAUGCUAAAUGCAGGGAUCCGACCCAACAUUGUAAGCAUUGUGGGUGCUCUCUCAGCUUGUACAAGUAUUGCAUCAUUGCAGUGUGGAAGAAUCAUUCAUGGCUAUAUUGUGAGGCAAGAACUUCCUUUGUCCAUUUCAGUUGCAACUUCUUUAUUGGAUAUGUAUGCUAAAUGCGGCAAUAUGCAUCAAGCCAAAAUGGUGUUUGAUGCAACUGUAACCAAGGAAUUGCCAUUGUACAAUACAAUGAUCUCUGCUUAUGCAUUGCAUGGCUGCACUGAUGAAGCUCUUGCACUGUUUAAACAUCUAGAGAACGAAGGUAUCAAACCAGAUAGCAUAACCUUCACAAAUGUCUUGUCAUCAUGCAACCAUACUGGGUUGGUGAAUGAAGGAUUAGACAUCUUUGGUGAUAUGGUCUCUGUAUACAAUGUGAAGCCAAGUCUGCAACAUUAUGGUUCCAUGCUGCAGGCAGGUGGGAUAAAGCUUCACAAUUGAGGGAUGCAAUGAAAGGAAAGGGACUCUGGAAGAGUCCUGGACAAAGUUGGAUUCAAAUUGGAACAGAAUUUCAUGUGUUUGUUGCUGACGACCGAUCACACUCACAAAUUGAGGAAAUUUAUUCAACUUUGGCUUUAUUGGUCAUGCAAAUGAGAUCAAUUGAAUAUGUUCCAAGGUGAUGAAUUCAGAA